Messenger RNA from Anthostomella pinea, 579 nucleotides. NCBI's taxonomy places the organism in Eukaryota, Fungi, Ascomycota, Sordariomycetes, Xylariales, Xylariaceae. The record is from the annotation of a GenBank genome assembly.
AUGUUUCUGCAACGCUCCGCCGUGGCCGUGGCCCGCCGCGCCGCCGUCUCUCCCAUCGUCCGUCGUAGCCUGACUGCUUCCGCCAUUCGUCGAGACGCGAAGAAUGUCGAGCCACAUGCGAGCAUCGGCCAGAAGAUGAAGAACUUCGCCGACAUCAAGAGCGAAGACGACCUCAUCGGACCCGGUGCUGCCCCCGGAACCGUCCCUACCGACCUUGACCAGUCGACAGGUCUGGAGCGAUUGGAGAUCCUCGGAAAGAUGGAGGGUGUGGACAUCUUCGACAUGCGCCCCCUAGACUCAUCGCGGAAAGGAACCCCCGAAAACCCCAUUAUGGUCAAGUCUGCCGGUGACGAGCAGUAUGCUGGCUGCACCGGAUCCCCCGCCGACUCCCACGUCGUCCAUUGGCUAGGCAUGUCCCGCGAGCGACCGAUGGAGCGAUGCCCCGAGUGUGGCAGUACCUACAAGAUGGAGUACGUCGGACCCCAGGACGAUGGCCACGGCCACCACGACCACCACGGCCACCACGGCUAUGAGGAGCCCAAGACCUUCGCCGACUACGUCAAGCCCCAAUACUGGUGA